Hyphopichia burtonii NRRL Y-1933 is the source of this 750-nucleotide messenger RNA. It is a transcript of the gene TPI1, whose product is annotated as triose-phosphate isomerase. The transcript has a single exon. The record is from RefSeq and is a predicted model, not a curated record. Gene Ontology annotation, molecular function: triose-phosphate isomerase activity. Lineage: Eukaryota; Fungi; Ascomycota; Pichiomycetes; Serinales; Debaryomycetaceae. Gene Ontology annotation, cellular component: cytosol. Gene Ontology annotation, biological process: gluconeogenesis; glyceraldehyde-3-phosphate biosynthetic process; glycerol catabolic process. The coding region runs from base 1 to 750 and encodes 249 amino acids.
AUGGCUCGUCAAUUCUUUGUUGGUGGUAACUACAAAAUGAACGGUACUACCGAAUCAAUUACUUCGAUUAUUGAUACUUUAAAUAAGGCUGAAUUACCAGCUAACGUUGAAGUUGUUAUUGCUCCACCAGCACCAUACUUGGCCUUGGCUGUUGCUCAAAAUAAACAAAAAACCGUUGAAGUUUCUGCUCAAAACGUUUACACCAAGACCUCUGGUGCAUUCACUGGUGAAAUUUCUCCAGAUCAAGUUAAAGACUUGGGUGCUACUUGGACUUUGACCGGACACUCUGAAAGAAGAACCAUUUUCAAAGAAAGCGAUGAAUUCAUUGCUGAAAAGACCAAAUUUGCUUUGGAAAGAGGAUUAUCGGUUAUUUUCUGUAUUGGGGAAACUUUGGAAGAACGUAAAUCUGGUAUUACUCUUGAAGUGUGUGCUAGACAAUUGGAUGCUUUAUCCAAGAUUGUUUCUGAUUGGACCCAUGUUGUUGUUGCUUACGAACCGGUUUGGGCCAUUGGUACUGGUUUGGCUGCUACUUCUGAUGAUGCUCAAGAUACUCACAAACAAAUUAGAGCUCAUCUUGCUAAAACCAUUGGUGAAAAACAAGCCUCUGAAGUUAGAAUCUUAUACGGGGGUUCUGCCAACGGUAAGAAUGCUCCAGACUUCAAAGACAAGGCCGAUGUCGAUGGUUUCUUGGUUGGUGGUGCUUCCUUAAAACCUUUGGAAUUCAUUGACAUUGUCAAAAGUAGAUUGUAA